This is a messenger RNA of Sclerotinia sclerotiorum 1980 UF-70, 792 nucleotides long. RefSeq lists its product as hypothetical. Bases 1 to 792 code for a protein of 263 amino acids. The transcript is spliced from 2 exons. Lineage: Eukaryota; Fungi; Ascomycota; Leotiomycetes; Helotiales; Sclerotiniaceae. Gene Ontology annotation, molecular function: phosphatase activity. The record is from RefSeq and is a predicted model, not a curated record.
AUGGGAUCAACUAUUCUCCCCGCUAUGCAAACCUCUCCUAAGUACAUCUUCUUCACCGAUUUCGAUGGUACAAUCACAACCCGCGAUUCCAAUGAUUUCAUGACCGAUAAUCUUGGAUUCGGUCAAGCACUUCGCAAACAAGGAAACAAAGACGUUCUUGACGGCACAAAGACGUUUCGUGAUUCUUUCCAAUCAAUGAUGGAUAGUAUCAAAACUCCAUACAGCAAGUGUAUACAAACUCUUAUUGAGAACAUCAAGUUGGAUCCGGGUUUCAAGGAGUUUUUCGAAUGGGCGAGGGAGAACAAUAUGCCCGUUGUUAUUUUAAGUGGUGGAAUGGAACCAAUCAUUAGAGCAUUGUUGGAGCAUUUGUUGGGAAAGAAAGAAGCUGCGGAAAUUCAGAUUGUCAGUAAUCAAGUUGAGGUUAGAAAAGGAUUCAAGAGUCUCGACGAGGAGGGAGGUUGGAACAUUGUUUACCAUGAUGAAAGUCAUUUCGGACAUGAUAAAUCCAGAGAGAUUAGACCAUACGCUGCACUUCCAGAUGAUCAGAGACCGACUAUGUUCUACGCUGGAGAUGGAGUAUCAGAUCUUUCUGCUGCCAAGGAGACUGAUCUUUUGUUCGCCAAGAAGGGUCAUGAUCUUAUCACAUAUUGUGUUAGAGAGAAGGUUCCAUUCACAAUCUUUGAGGAUUGGACUUCUAUUCUUUCGACAGUUAAGGAUGUUGUUGCUGGAAAAACAACUGUUAAGGAAGUCUACGCUGCGGGCAUCAAGGACUUCGAGCAGGGAGGAAAUUAA